AAAGGUCUGAAGAACAUGUCCAGGAUGUUCAUGAAGUUUUCUGGCUUUAAGAGGCGAAGAAACAGCAGGAAAAAGCUUAAAAGUACGUCACGUUUGUUUCUGGGGCUUGGGAAGAGAAAGUUUCGUCUAGCUAAGAAGAAACGCCGCAAGUCCAUGCUGAAGAACACCUCUAGAUUCAUGAUGAGGUUCAAGGCCAGCAAAAAGAGAAAAAAGGACAAAGAGGACAAACAGAAAGCAGCAGCAAACGGUGGAAAGAAGCCCACCUACAUGCUACUACGUCUUGGAGGAGGGAGCGACUCAAAUGAGAAGAAAGGGGGCUUUUUCAAAGGCUUAUUCAAAAAGAAGGAUGGUGAUGAGCCUGCUGACGAAUUUAAAAACAGAAGUGCGUUGCUUGGUAAAGUGGCAGCUGCAACUAACUGGCUGACCAAACGCUUCCUGUCCACUAAAAUGAAAGGAAAUUCAGGACGCCAUGGCUGGGGCGGACGCAGGGAACACAGGAGACAAGCCAGCUCUAGAGGUCAUCAGGGUGGUUACUAUAACAAUGGUUAUGAGCAUGAGGAGGAAGCUUAUGGAUACGAUCAACAACAUUCAUUCCACCAGAAAGGUUAUGGAGGCUACCAUGAUGGUUAUGGGGACUAUGUAGACGAUGCAAAUGCAGCAUAUGGAGGUCAGGAUCAGUAUGGUUACUAUGAUGAUGGGGCAGGGGGUGCUGACUAUCAAGACCAGGGCUACUAUGAGGAGGAAGCACUCUACGAUCCAAAUUCAGGAUACUAUGAUGGUGGUCUUUAUGAUGACGGCAUGGGGGACUACCAUGACCCAUACUCCACGGCCCAAGGAUAUUACAACGGCCAGGAAGCGGACUACUACGGUUACCAGCAUCAACAAGCAGCAGCAAUGUAUGGUGAAGGGGGUCUGGACUACUAUGCACUAAUGGGUGAAGACCAUAUGUACACAGGGGAGGAAGGUGGAUUCCUUGACCCUCAGGCUCAGGGUUACUAUGACACAAAUGGCCAAGGACUGUACUAUGAUGGACAAGCAGGCUAUUAUGAUAGUGGACAGGCAGGUUAUUAUGAGAACCCUCAUGCAGCAACUAUAGGAAUGCAAGGGGGGUUUCCACCAGACCAUCAACUUAGGUACAGUGAUGCUGGCAUGCCAUACCAAGACUUCAGCUCACAGCAGGCCAUUGGAAUCCCACAAGGAGGCCAGCAAGUCUUUGGAUUUGGAGGUCAAGGGAUGGAUCAGGCACAGGGCAUGUAUGGGGACCAGUUUGCAGACCAGCUGGAUCAAUAUGGAGAUGAUAUAGGUGGAGUUCAGGGAGGGGAGAUGACGUUUCGCGUUCCAAGACCUCAAGUGCGCCUAUUUGGGAAAGAGCGUCUAGAGGUGCCCUUACCUCCUCCACCCACUUUGCCCCCUGAUCCAGAAUUUGAAAGCAUGUCUGAAAUCCAGUAUGAAGACCAGUUCCCUCUUGCAGCAGGUCAACCUGGGGACAUGAUGUCAUUACAGCAACAGAUGGGAAUGCAACAACAACAACAACAACAACAACAACAUAUGAUGAUGUUUCCCCAAGAACAAAUGAUGAUGCCUUCUCAACAACAAACUAUGUUGUCCCCACAUGAACAAAUGAUGAUGCCUCCACUGGUAAUGUCACCACAGCAACAGAUGAUGAUGUCACCCCAGCAUCAGAUGAUGUCUCCACAGCAGCAAAUGAUGUCACCACAGCAGCAGAUGAUGUCACCACAGCAGCAGAUGAUGUCACCACAGCAGCAAAUGAUGUCACCACAGCAGCAGAUGAUGUUACACCAAGAACAGAGUAUGUCCCCCCAAAUGCUGCCAUCACAGACUCUAUCGCCACAGCAACAAAUGAUGCUACCACAGCAGCAGAUGAUGCCUCAGCCUGCGAUGUCACCACAGCUACAGAUGAUGCCACAACAAAUGAUGUCACCACAAGAACAGAUGAUGGCGCCACAACAGGCAUUGCCUCCGCAAAUGAUGUCACCACAGCAAAUGAUGGCAGACCCAAUGAUGAUGUCACAGCAAGAGGGUUACAGCCCAGUGUCAAUCCCUACUCCAACUGCCAUGAUUAUUAAGCAAGCAGGUAUGUCCCCCCUUGCUGGGCGGCGCAUGCAACCCUCUCCAGCUCUGUCUCGCCGCUCUGUUAUGAUGGCUUCCCCACUGAUGCAGCACCAUCCGUCUGCUGCUGCUUCCCCAUUAGCUUCUCCAAUGCUCCCACAAAGACUUAGCCACUCCCCACAACCAUCCAUAAGAGGGGGAUUCAUUAAUGCCCAAAGACCCCCCUCUGUUCAAUCAAGACGAAUCUCACCUUCUCCCUCUCCUAUGGCCUCACCUCUUGCCCAUCCUAGAAUGCAACCUCAAAGAUCCCCUUCCCCACUUGCCCGAAGACCCUCACCAGCUCACUCUCCCCGUGCCUCCAUGAUUCGGCGAAGUCCUCCACCCUCGCCAAGAGUGUCAAUGAGACAGCGUUCUCCACCUCCCUCACCCCGUGCAUCGAUGAUGAGACAAAGUCCACCCCCCUCACCCACUCUAGCCCGUAGCCCAUUAAGAAUGAGAAAGAUGCCAGGACCAACCUCCCCUCCCCUCUCCCAUGGUCAUGCAUCUCCUCGUCUUUCUCCACAGCUAAGUAGAAGACCAUCUCCCUCUCCUUCCCCAUCUCGUCGCACUUUAUCCCCUGCAGGGCCCCCAUCCUCUCCCACUCUAUCUCGGCGCUCAACUCGGUUGCUCAGGGACCCCACACCGUUAGCCCGGCCUAGGUUUGGGGGCAAUGUUCCCUUAGGUACUGUCAGACCCUCACCUAUGGGUUUGCGAGGGAGGCCAGUUCCCCCUCCCACCCAGAAUGUGCGUCCAUUUCGUGCUUCCUCUAUUCGAAGCAAUAGAUCUUCUGUUCUUACGCCCUCCCUAAAACACAUGCCGCAUCCUGCAUCCCAACACUUCUCUCCUCGGCUUUCUCGUCAGUCCUCCCCGCUCUUGUCACCUCGAGUUGCCCAUUCACCCACCUAUAUGACAGAAACAUAUGCAGAUCCUUACACUGACCAGCAGCAACAAUUUAUUCCCCCCUCGUCUCCCAUGUUAUCUGGUGCUUUGCAGAACCAAGCAAUUCGACAGGCCUCUUUUGCUUCCCCUCUUGGCCCACAGCCAGCCCAGGUGGUAGGCGUGAGUGAGAUGGCUGUAGAAUACGGAGAGCCUUAUGUUCCCAUGUCACCAAUGCUUUCUGGUGCGAUACAAAAUCAAGCUCUUCGAGAUGCAUCAUAUAUUUCCCCACUACAGAGACCAAUGUCUCCUUAUGAGCAGCCGAUGGCCCCGCCGUCGCCCAUGCUGUCUGAAGCUCUGCGAAAUCAAGCUUUACAAAAUGCAUCUUAUGCUUCUCCAUUACAAAGACCGAUGUCCCCUUAUGAACAGCCAUUACCCCCUCAUUCCCCAAUGCUGUCUGGGGCGCUGCAAAACCAGGCAGUAAGAGAUGCUUCCUAUGUGUCUCCCUUUCAAAGGUCACAGUCCCCAUAUGCCGGAUCUGUGCCCUCAUCUCCAAUGCUUCCUAGAGCCAUGAGACAUGGUCAGGCCCUAAGAGGUGUUGCUUCUUAUCAGACUCCAAUGCUUCGUUCACCAUACGGACCAACUGUUGUUACACCAUAUGAUUACAUUUCUGAACCUGGACCAGCCCCACUGCUUCAUGAUGCACUUCAGAACCGGUCUGGACUGCAAAAUGUCUCAAAUUUAAGAUCCCCCAUGAUGGGACGUCAUAACCCCUAUGCACCAGCUGGGCCUCAGCUCCACCAUGCUCUUCAGCAGAACCCAAACCUUCGCCAAGCAUCUUAUCAGACACCGAUGCAACUCAGGCGGUCCCCAUAUGGACCCAUGCAACCCUCUUCACCAAUGUUAGGAAGUGCCCUACAAAAUCCACAGUUGAUGCAGGCAUCGUACCGGCUCCCGGAUGGAACUUUGAUGUCACCAUACGCAUCAACACCUUCCUCCCCAUUGCUUGGCAAUGCCUUGCAAAACCAACAACUACGUGGGGCUUCUUACACCUUGCCUGAUGGAUCAGUUAUCAGGGACCCCCGUGUGCCCCAGAAGCCCAUGUCUCCUAAUCUCUCCAAAGCUCUACAGAACAAGGAUCUCAGGAGUGCCACAUACACUCUCCCUGAUGGCACCAUUGUAGACCCUAGACAGCAACAACCCAUUUCCCCAAACCUGGCCAAGGCUCUAAACAAUGCAGCUUUACGUGAAGCCUCCUAUUCUCUACCUGAUGGUACCAUGAUUAUUGAUCCCAAAAAACCUAAGUCCCCAAACCUUUCAGCAGCACUUCAGAACCCUUACCUGAAGAGUGCAUCUUACACACUGCCGGAUGGCACUAUCAUCAUUGAUCCCAGGAAACCUGUCUCUCCUAACCUGUCCAGCGCCCUUCAAAACUCUGCUCUGCGUAGCGCCUCCUUCAUGCUACCAGAAGGAGUUCAAGAUCCCAAUACGCCAAUUUCACCAAAUUUAGCUUUGGCUCUGAGUAACCCAGCCUUGAAAGGAGCCUCGUACACCCUCCCAGAUGGAACUAUUAUAGUGGACCCAAGGAAGCCAAAAAGCCCCACUUUAAACGCUGCGCUGCAGAACCCUUAUCUUAAGGGUGUGUCCUACACACUGCCAGAUGGAACCAUCAUUAUUGACCCACGAAAACCAACUGCCCCUGACCUGUCUAAGGCUCUUUCAAAUCAGAACCUUCGUAAUGCAUCAUACCAGCUCUCUGAUGGUUCCCUGGUUAUGCCUGGUCAGAAGCAAGUCACUCCUAACCUUUCAGCUGCCUUGAGACAAAACCAGGCAAUGCGGUCUUCACGUCUCUAUCAUCUGUCAGAUAAGUCUGUACUGUCUGGUUCCCCCAAACCUUCUACUCCUAAUAUUACCCGUGCUAUGAAGAAUGAGGACCUCCAGGGUGCCAAUUUCAGGCUUCCUGAUAGCUCUCUUCUCACACGUCGGUUCCACAACCCAAGCCUGUCCAAUGCCAUCCAAAACCAGAAUCUUCGGUAUGCCUCGUACAGGGUGCCAACAGGCCUGCAGGGUGAGGAUAAUCGCUAUGCUGUGGUUCCACCCUAUGGUCCACGCUCAGGACACUGGGCCAGGAAUGCCCAAGGUGGAGGGGAGGCAUGGGAAGAUGUUUGGGCAGCUGAGAGGGUUUUACCACACGGGACGGUUCAGAACCUGUCAAAGUGGUCCAUGUACAGAGAAGACGGGGUGUUAGAAGGAUAUUCACCUACAUCUCGAGGUGUGGAUGGACAGCCUCUGGAACCAGACUGGACUCCAGAGAGGGAGAGAGUACCUGGUCAGAGCUGGUAUGACAAGAUCUACUCUAUCCUUAGCAUGCCCACAACAGGCCACAGGGUGAAAAACUGGGCAGAGGGAAUGGAGGACAUGACACAGCUGCCUGAGCUGAAUGAGACUACAGUUCUGAUGAACCUGAAGAAGCGCUAUGAUCAGGAACUUGUAUAUACCUACAUUGGCAGCAUCCUGGUGUCCCUGAAUCCCUACAAGUUGCUGAACAUUUAUGGCACGGACAUGGUGCUUCAGUACGAGGGCCACGGCCUGAGUGACAACCCUCCUCAUCUUUUUGCCAUUGCUAACCUCUCAUAUACUACCAUGAUGGAUGCCAAAAAGGAUCAGUGUAUAGUGAUCAGUGGAGAAAGUGGGUCAGGAAAGACAGAAGCAACUAAACUGAUCCUGCGUUACCUGACAGCCAUACACCACAAGAGUAACGUCACACAGCAGAUAGAGAUCCUAGAGGCCACGCCCCUGCUGGAGUCUUUUGGGAAUGCCAAAACAGUGCGUAAUGACAACUCUUCCCGUUUUGGCAAAUAUACGCAGAUCUUCAUGGAGGAGGGUGUUAUUAGCGGUGCCAUAACGUCUCAGUACCUUCUGGAGAAGUCUCGCAUUGUCUUUCAGGCCAAAUCAGAGAGGAACUACCACAUCUUCUAUGAGAUGCUGGCCGGUCUUCCUCCGCAUGAGAAGAGCUCACUGUAUCUGCAGGAGGCUGAGACUUACUACUAUCUGAAUCAGGGAGGAGAUUGUACUAUAGAGGGCAAGGAUGAUGGGGAGGACUUCAGGCGUCUGCUGAGUGCCAUGGAUAUCCUGUGUUUCACUCCAGAGGAGCUAGACAGCAUCUACAGGCUGCUGUCCUCCGUCCUUCAUCUGGGGAACGUCUACUUCCAGCCACACCAGGCUGAGGGUCAGGAGGUCGCGUCUGUGGUGAGCGCUCAAGAGCUCCGAGUGGUCGCAGAGCUGCUGCAGGUCUCACCUGACGGCCUGCAAAAGUCUGUCACCUUUAAAAUGACUGACACAGUUAGAGAGAAGAUCCUCACUCCGCUCACAGUGGAGAGUGCUGUGGAUGCCAGAGAUGCUGUUGCCAAGAUCCUGUACUCGCUGCUGUUUAGUUGGCUGACAGAGCGCAUCAACGGUCGGGUCUACCCUCGCAACGAAGCCCUCUCCAUCUCCAUCCUGGAUAUUUAUGGAUUUGAGGAGCUACAGGUGAACAGCUUUGAGCAGCUAUGCAUCAACCUCGCCAAUGAAACUUUGCAGUUCUACUUUAACAGAGUCAUCUUCCAGGAGGAGCAGGAGGAGUACAUGCGGGAGCAGAUCCAGUGGCAGCAGCAGCCCUUCAGCCACAACCAGGCCUGCCUUGACCUCAUCGCUGCUAAGCCUCAUGGGAUACUGCGCAUACUGGAUGACCAGUGCGGUUUCCCACAGGCAACAGACCACACUUUCCUUCAGAAGUGCCACUAUCACCAUGGAAACAACCCGCUGUACGCCAGGCCAAAGAUGCCACUGCCAGAGUUCACGCUGAAACACUACGCGGGGAAGGUCACAUAUCAGGUGCACAAGUUCUUGGAUAAGAACUUCGACAUGGUUCGCCAGGAUGUAUUAGACCUCUUCAUCCAGAGCAAGAAUAGAAUGGUAUCCAGCCUCUUUCUGAAGCACUCAGAGUCUGUGUCUCAGCAGCGGUCUAACGUGCGACGCAGCAGCGCAGCUCGCCGCUAUCAGGCCAACACAGUCAGUGCAAAGUUUCAGAGCAGCCUGCAGGAGCUGCUGGAGAAGAUGGAAAGGUGUAACCCUUAUUUUGUGCGAUGCAUCAAGCCAAACCAUCUUAAGGAGCCAGGAGUGUUUGACGUGGAGCUGGUCAACACUCAGCUGCAUUACUCUGGUAUCAUGGAGACCAUCCACAUCAGGAGAGAAGGCUAUCCAAUCCGAUUGCACUUUCACAGCUUCCUAUCAAGGUAUAAAGCUUUGCUCUGCCUGAAGGAUACUCCACCUGCAGAAGGAGAAAACUGUGUCAUCAUGCUCUACAAGCUCGGUCCGGUCAAGAGUGGCACCUAUCAGCUGGGAGUCAGUAAGAUUUUCCUGAAAGAGGAGCUGUAUCAGCUGCUGGAGGGGAAGCGUGACCGCUUGCUGAACAUCGCCGCCAUGACGCUCCAGAGAUGCACCCGAAUGGUUUUUGUCCGGAAGAAAUUUGCCAAGUUACGGCGGCGUGUGAAGCUGUUUGCAGCCCGCUGCAGAGGCUACCUGACCAGAAAGAAGUUUGCUCUGAGGAGGAAGUACCUCAUCAGGUUUCGCUCUGCUGUGCUGCUCAUUGUCAACCGCCAGCGCUACAUGAGGACAGUGGUGGAGCCUGCAAGGAAGGCAGAGGAGGAUCGCAUCAACAGAGAAGUAGUGAAUGUGACUACACUGCCUAUCCCUGCUGAGCUGGCAGCGCUGCUACAGGCUGCAUCAGGAGGCGCAGAGCUGCAUUCGGACUGCUUGGCUGUGGUCCAGGCUCCAAAGGUUCAGGUUGACCCCCAGCUGACCCUGCCCCUGGACAUCAACAACUACCUCAUGACACACUACAUCAGGGCCAUAUUUAGGGAGCCAUUGUUUGGGAUGCUGACAGCCCCGCUGGACAAUUCUCUUAUUAGAAUGGAUGAGGAGCUAAAACAAGGAGCCCUGAAUGUUUUCAUCCUGAUAUUAAGAUUUAUGGGUGACCCGAACUUGAAUGGAGCUCAGGAGAAUCUGUUUGGGAACUACAUCAUCCAGAGAGGACUUGCCAAUCCCAAUCUCAGAGAUGAAAUCCUGGUUCAGGUCGCCAAUCAGGUGUGGAGGAACCCGAACAUUCUGAAUUCAGAGCGUGGCUGGCUUCUGCUCUCCUCUUGUCUCUCUACCUUUCUGCCUUCUCAAAGGCUGGCCAAGUACCUGCUGAAAUUUGUGUCUGACUAUGGGCCGGAGGGCUACGACUGCGUGUGUCAGCACCGUCUGCUUCAGGCUCUGCAGCAGCUGAAUGUUGGGCCGGAGUAUGCGCGGACGUACCCGCCCUGUCUACUGGAGUGGACCGCCAAUCGCAAGAGAGCUCACACUGUCCUGCACAUACAUUGCUUUGAUGCUGUGUCCUUCUUGUGUCCUCUACACUCCUGGACGACAGGAGAGGAAAUGGCCAAAGACAUUUUACAACACAGGGGUGUGGUGGAGGGCCGUCGAGGCUGGUCGGUGCUGCUGAAGGAGCCGGCUCAGUGGGUUGAGCUGGAGGGCUCAGACUAUGUUCUGGAUCUAAUGUCGGACCUGGAGCUUCCUACUGAUUUCCCCAAACAUAGCAGCUACUUCAUCAUCUCAGCACAGGAACCAAGCAGAGUGCGGCAAAAUGCCAGCAUAAGCCUUUUGGGUGGGGGAUUUGACAUGAAUGGUGAUGUCAUGUCUUCAGCCUUCUCCAGCCCUGAUGGACAAGACUUUGAGCCUCAGAGAGGGAUGGAUCGUUAUCUCGACAGCUUGUUUGACCCAGUCCUGUCUGACGGAGCCACAGAAGCAGAAUCAGCUGCAGGACUGUCCAGCAGGAUGAAGGGGGGCGGGGGAGUCGGAGGGGGAUGGCAACAGCAAGGGCAGUCGUCUAGACCCCCACCUCCACCCGGGGCUGUGAGAGUCCUUCCCGUGGGAGGCGUGAUGUCGCCUCCUGUCGCUGCAGUGGCACCUGUAACACCUGAUGCCCAGCAGGCUGUUUUGGCCCAGCAGCAGCAGGCGAUCAUGAACCAGCAGGCCAUCAUCAUGGCCCAGCAGAUGACCAUGCAGGCUAUGGCCAUCGCCAGCAGCCCAGUGACCAGUCCCCCUACAUCACCAAUCACAAGCCCGCCCUUGAGUCCUCUUCUGCACCACCCUCCCAGCCCUUACGCCCCUGCCAGCCCUUACACUGUCAUACCCCAGAGUCCUUACGCUAACAUCCCACCCAGCCCAUACGCCAACUUCACUCCCACUCCCUUUGCUGAAGCAAACAUCCCACCCAGCCCCUACCCACCAACCGCUCGACAGGAACAAACUAAAUCCGCCGGGCCCCAGACUCACCCCGUAGCUCAGCCUCAGCCUCAGGCCUCCAACCCCAACCCCAGCUUUGCAAAAACCAGCAAAAGUGAGGCAGCAAAGCCUAAAGCCAGCACUGCUGCACAGGUUCAGUCAGAUAAGGACAGCGUCCCUCGGAGGAAAGCUCCCGGCGUUCCCAUAAACAAGGACAAACCAGCCAGAAAGUUUGACCCAGUGGUUAUGUCUCCUCCGCCCCCUGCUGGAGAGGUGGUGAAGUACUCGGCACGGUCUACAGAUCACGUUGUCCCCAGCACUGACAUCCAAGAAAUCAUCAAAAGAUACAACUCCCCACCUCCACCGCCCGACGUACUGCCCCCUGGAAAGAGGAGACCGGAGGGGAAGUUUAAGAAGAAGCAAACUCCUCGCGAUGAAGCUCUACAAAUCCUCAAACCCCAGAUGGACAACCCUCCUGCUCCACAGCCCAAGCGUCCUGUUGCACCCUCACCUUCUGCAUCUGCAAUAGAAGAAGCUGGAUUCAAACCUACCAAGAGCAUGAAGUCAAGAGCGCCUCACCGCCCUCUCCCCAUACCUCCCCCAGUUUCCCGAGAGCUUCCUGUAGAGACGGAGACCAUCCUGACACAGCUCCAUCAGAGCACCAACGAAGAGCACUACACCUACACUAAUGUUCCCUGGAGACUGUACCUCAGAAAAGAGGUUUUUUAUCCCAAAGACAGCUUCAACAAUCCUCUGGUGCUAGAUCUCAUUUUCAAACAGAUAGUGAACGACACUCUGUCAGAGGCGUGUGUUCGGAUCACCCGGGAUGAAAGGCAGAAAAUGAAAGCUCUGUUUGCUAAACACGGGGUUCAGCAGAAUAUGGAUCCAGUGGAGGAGCACGUGAAGAAAACAGUUGUGACGGCAGCGAGGGAAACAUGGGAAAUAUACUUCUCCAGACUGUUCCCUGCAUCGGGUAGUGUGGGAACAGGUGUGCAGGUUUUGUCAGUGUCCCACAGCGGUAUAAAGCUAUUGAAGACGGUAAAAAGCAGCGCUGCAGCCCCAGACUACUUCAGAGUGCUCCGACCCUACACCUAUGCAGACAUCCUAUUUGUGACCAUCCCCUCUGAGAACAUGCUGGAGUUCAAUCUGACUAACGAGAAGCUGAUCCUGUUCUCAGCCAAGGCACCACAGGUCAAACAUCUCAUAGACACCUUCAUCAAUGAGAUCAAAAAGGACUCAGACUACAUGAUUGCGGAGCGAAACUUUGUGACAGACGAUCGGUCGAUGCUCAAUCUUCACAAAGGUGACGUCAUCAGGCUGCAGGUGAUGGACGGGCUAGAGAAAGGUCACAGCUACGGCUGCGUGGUGAGGAAGAAGGUGGUGUUUUUGGAGGAGCUGAAAAGAGAAACUCAGGACUUUGGUUGGAAGUUUGGUGCUGUGUUCAGCCGCUCUGGUGCUUUCCCAGCUGAAUGUGUCCAUCCCAUCGCUGCUCCUGACUUCCUGUCACUGCCACUCGACCGCAAAGCCGAGCCUCGAGGAGGAGCAGGACAGUUUGCUGUGUCAUCAGCUGUUGCUGUUGCUGUAGCAUCCACCAUGGCUGCACAUGAGAUAGAUCAAACAAUAGAGAGGGUUUCUCUUGAUGGUUUUGCUGAUGGAGAACUGGAUGAGAGGGUGCUGCAGGACAGUAAAUAUGACAUGUUGGAGUUUGCCAAGAAGUACUUCAGACAGCCAACCAACAAGACGGGGGAAUCUAUGAAGAGCAAAAGCAAGAACAAAGACUCCAGAGAGCCUCCUGAGAUGAUCAAGUUCUCAAAGACUCCUCUGACUGAGUCUCUGAUAGAGUUUACAGACGUAGCCAUGAACAGAGUGGCAGCAGACCUCUUCCUGUCCGUGAUGCGUUUCAUGGGUGACUCUCCGUUAAGGGGAUCAGCAGAGCAAGAAGUGGUCAGCACUUUCCUGAAGCUCAUCGGCGAGUUCACCUUGAUGCGAGAUGAAGCUUACUGCCAGCUCCUCAAACAGCUUACCGCUAACACCAGCUCCAAACCCGAUAGUUGCCAACGAGGCUGGAGGCUGCUGUACGUCCUGACGGCCUUCCAACGCUGCUCUGAGGUCCUCAAACCGUUCGUGCUGAAAUACCUGCAGCAGGCUUCUCGCAGUGCUGGGGCUCAGUAUCAGGGAAUCGCUAAAGCGUGUGAGCAGAACCUGAAGAAGACUUUCCAGUACGGCGGUCGCAUUGUUUCACCAAACAGCAUGGAGCUAAAGGCAAUAAUGGCAGGACGCAGUUCCAAACGACAGCUGUUUCUCUUUCCAGGAGGCAUUGAACGUCACGCCAAAAUCAAAACAUGCUCUGUUGCCCUGGAGGUGAUUGAGGAGCUGUGUUAUGAGAUGGGUUUACACAGACUGGAGGCCAUGGAAGAAUACGCCAUAUUUUUAGUCACAAACAGAGGUCAGAAUGUGCGUCCUCUGAACAAACACGAGUACAUCCUGGAUGUUGCAACAGAGGCCGAGUUGGUCGACACAAACUACAGCUUCUGGUUCAGACGAGUCAUCUGGACUCAACAGCUCAAGUUUGAUAAUGAGCUGAGUGUGGCCAUGCACUAUAACCAGAUCCUGCCAGACUACCGUAAAGGCCUGCUGAAUGUUCUUCCACAAGGGAAAGUGAGUGAUCAGCAGUUCCAUCAGAUCUCCAAACUGGCCGCUCUGCAGCACAGAGCCAAAGACAUCAUCUUCAUCCCCAGCAUACACGAGUUAUCCGAGUACAUCCCCGCACCUCUGUUCAAAAAGCAGCCGCCCCAGCAGUGGGUUACCAUGGUGACGCAGCACAUGCAGCAAGUGCAGACCCUGAGCCCGCAUCAGGCCAGGGCUCAGUUCCUGGGGCUGGUCAGUGCAUUCCCCAUGUUCGGCUCCUCGUUCUUCUACAUCCACAGCAGCAGCUCCACUACCUUCUAUGCGCCCUGUAUUGUUGCUGUCAAUCAACAUGGUCUCCACUUCCUGCACAAAAAUACACACGAGCCGAUGGCAGUGGUCUCUCUGGUGGAGGUGCAGUCGAGCCGUACCCAAAGGCCCACUGCUGGAACCAGUUACCCAUACGUAGACCUCACACUGGGAGACAUCAACUCACAGCGGGUGGUUCAGCUGCAAUUAGAGCAGGGCCUGGAGUUGUGUCGAGUCAUCGCUAUGCAGGUGGAAAACAUGAUGUCUGUGCGGGAGAAGAGGCUCACUCUGCCACCCAGCGAAAUCACCAUGCUAUAACACAUGCUUUACUGUGCACACACACACACACACACACGCACGCACGCACGCACGCACGCACGCACGCGCGUGCGCGCACACACACACACACACACACACACACACACACACACACACACGCACACACACACACUCAUAUAUAUGUCAGACAAAACCCUACAAUAUAGCCUACCUCCUCGUCUUCAGGUGUUUCUGGUGUGUCACACACACACUUAGAUGUGAGUGUAAAAGUAUACUUGAUUAUUAUGUUGCUUUAUCUGAACUUGAAAAGUCAUUGUUAACACAGUCACUCAACACCUUUAUUUUUGCACUUACUGCUAUAGUUUCAAUUUAUUCAACAUUAUACCUAUUUCAUCUGCACAGAAACUGUUAAAACUAACUGUGAGGAAGUUUUAUAGGCCUGUGUCUUCUAAUUUUAAAGUGUUAUAACUGAGAUGCAAUUUUUUUAUUUUUGUAUGGAUAGUGUUUCACUGUAAAAAUGACUGUUUGUGUAAAAAAAUAUAAUAGAAAUAUAAAGUAUUGCUUUAUUGUUUUGUAAAUACAAUUUUCAAAGUAAAAUGAGCAAAUUAAAGAGAAGAGAUUUCAACAUU
Molecule: messenger RNA, 13133 nt
Organism: Notolabrus celidotus (New Zealand spotty)
Lineage: Eukaryota; Metazoa; Chordata; Actinopteri; Labriformes; Labridae
Gene: myo15ab
Product: myosin XVAb
Exons: 75
Coding region: 16-12543 (4175 amino acids)
Cellular component (GO): myosin complex; cytoskeleton
Molecular function (GO): ATP binding; protein binding; cytoskeletal motor activity
Source: RefSeq, a predicted model, not a curated record